Lachnellula hyalina is the source of this 2634-nucleotide messenger RNA. It is a transcript of the gene BNI4, whose product is annotated as Protein BNI4. Bases 1 to 2634 code for a protein of 877 amino acids. Gene Ontology annotation, biological process: actin cytoskeleton organization. Lineage: Eukaryota; Fungi; Ascomycota; Leotiomycetes; Helotiales; Lachnaceae. The record is from RefSeq and is a predicted model, not a curated record. Gene Ontology annotation, molecular function: actin binding. The transcript has 3 exons.
AUGGCUGCUCUCGUUCAAUCAUACCCCCAAUCGUCCAGCACCGUUACCAUGCUUCAGACCCGUCCUUCUUCUGCCUCCGGUAUACUCCAGAACUCCUCGCCGAGCCAGUCUCACCACCAAUACCCAACGAAUACGUCACACGUGCAACGAAAUAGCUUCCACGGACUGAACAACGGGAUGGGGGUGUCAAACUAUCGUGGGCAAACAGCGGUAGCACCGAUUGCACCGUAUGCCUUCACCAGCACGCCUAGUUUGUCUGUGCUGGGGCAGAGAUCCCAGAGUGCUCCUCAUCUCCAACCACAGCAGCGGACCUCUUCAGCCCCUAUAAUUCCAACAGUACAGCAGCCCGAGUCUAGUAACAACAACGCUCCUAGAUCUCGGUAUCCUGCUGCUGCUUCAGUAUCUACAACAUCCUCCGGAUCUUCUGAACUCUCUACAGCGAGUCAAAAGUCCGGGUCGAGGGAUGAUUCGGGCAUCGUUGGCACCGCUCGUGUUGCAUCAGGGGCCGGUCGACCCCUAUCAACCGUGAUAACAUCUUCCAGCGGCAACCUGGCCCCUCCUGGUGCGGCGUCCCCAGUGAAGACUACUCCUGAUCGGUACCGUCGACCAAACAAUCGUCGGGCAGACUCCGCUACGACUAGUUCACCAUCAACUUCCCAAACCCCACCAGCUGCCACAUCUUCAGCAAUGCCGAAUGUCAUGCAGUUUUAUGGAGGCAGUACACAACCGGCGAUUCCAAGCAUGAGUUCAUUUGAUUUGCAAAUGCCACAAUUUUCAAAACCAGCUGGAACCCUCGGAACCGCUGCGGAUGAUAUGCAAUUGCACCGAAUCAGCAGUUCAGACCAAGCCAAGAGGUAUCGCCGAAGGAGCAUUCAUACAAUUGAUGUAGGCGGAUUUUCUCAAGGACCGACGGGUUCCUCGCUAGGAUUCUUGCAGCAAGGAUCAAGAGAAGUUAGCAGUGCCGAUGGUAGGAUUGACCAGCAAGGGCAUCCUUUACGCAGCUCACCUAUUGUCACGAUUCGACCGGCAUCCUCGCAGGGACUCAACGGCAGCUCAGAGAGUGUCAACUCCACUCGUAGCAGCCAGCAUUCACGACCAAGUUCGGCCAACAAGCGAGAAUCCAACAUAUCCAUGGCGCCUGCGAACCCCGCCUCCGCUUCUGCCUCUACUCCAACAAAGAACCUCGCCGCCAAUGUUCCCAAAGAUGACACCCCCAAACUUGUAAACAUUCCUCCUCGGGGUUCGUCAGCCGAUGCUGGGAAACGAAUUGGCAAGUCUUCUCCUUUGUCCAAGCCGAUGACCAUGAGCCCCGAGCCCUCGGCUUCCAAGGACUCAUUUGCAUCGGCGGUUAACGCAGCCCUGCAACAACCAGCCAAACCAACAUAUGCGCAGGUCGUGAAUGGUGCAAAUGCCAACAGUCCUGCUGCGCAGCAAUUGGCUGCCUUGAAUGAUAAGGAUAGCAAAAAGAGCAAAACUUCGCGAUUACGAAGAGCAUUUUCGUUUGGUAGUGCAGCGGAAUUACGUAGGGCAUCCGCAGAGAAUAGCGCGGCCAACAAUGCAGCAUCUGCGAAUGCAGCGGAGCGUGCGAAAUUACGAAAAGACAAAUACCAAGAUGAGCAAGAUGCUGAGCAGGCUAGAAUUGCGGAGCAGCAAGAGGCUGGCGGUAUCGGAUCGGGAAUAUACUCUGGGCAAGGCAGGUUCUUCAGCGGCUCGACAGAUAACCUCUCCAUUUCCUCGACUGCGUCAUCAGCCUCCGUUAUGAUAAGGAAGAUGGGCAAGGGAAUGAAAAAAUCCACACGAUCUCUUGUUGGGCUCUUUAGACCAAAAUCUGUUAUCGGUGUUCCUGCGGCUGACUCUGCUUUGCCAGAAGUCAGUCAGGCUCAGGUAUCGAUGGUAACAGUCGAAGCGGAGAGAGAGAAGGUCAACAUUAACGCAAGCCCUCACGAUCAAGUUGGAGGAGGCACUGGGUUUCCCAGACUAGAGAGAAACUCUCUUGAUGCUGUCACCAGUGCCGGUAUCCCUGAUCGCUUAGGGAGCUCUUCAACCAAUGACUCGGCGGCUCGACCCAGCAUCGUAGGAGGAGAGAAGGAGCGUGCUGAAGUGCUAGCGGCAGUGAAGAAAGGCAUUCUAAAGCGUCAGUCACCAAGUGCAAAUCCAUUGACAUUUCUGACAAAUAAAAUAGGCACUGGCACAGACUCUGGCAACUCCUCUCCUGUUAUUCGGCCCCUCGAUCAGAAGUCUCCUAACUUCCAAUUACCGCAAAUCCCGAACGUGAACGAAUCCCCAAACUCAUCCGCCCCCAGCACACCAAAUGACGAGAAUCAAGGACACCGACGAACUGGUUCGGUGACGUUGGGUGGAGAGGAUUAUUUCAUGUCUGCACUGCGGUUCCGUGGUGAUUCAAAGAGCGUGCCCAAUACUCCUCAAGGUGUCAGCAAACGAAAUGCUACAUUCAGUCCCCGUAUCCAGUUUCAUGACACAUGGCCAAGCGGCGAAUACGAUAGACGAGGUGAGAUUGCUACCUGCAACCGAUUAACGCCAAUGCUGGCUCAGCAAAUCAAAGAAGAGCUCAACACUUUCAAGAUGGAAAUGGAAGUUCACGAGAACUCUAAAAUAUACACACAUUUUUUCUAA